Messenger RNA from Cantharellus anzutake, 341 nucleotides. RefSeq lists its product as uncharacterized. Lineage: Eukaryota; Fungi; Basidiomycota; Agaricomycetes; Cantharellales; Hydnaceae. The transcript is spliced from 2 exons. The record is from RefSeq and is a predicted model, not a curated record. The coding region runs from base 84 to 320 and encodes 78 amino acids.
GCUUUACUGGUGCCGGCAAGGCUGAACUGCAUUUGGCUAUCCUCCUAUCAGACCACAGUAAUGGUUGCCGUCAGGCAAAUCACAUGGGCUCUGACUUCCCCAUAGUCAGCCUCGGGUCACCACUGAUCAUUGUGCUUUGCGGUGUGGUGAUCACAAUUCCCGAUAAACUCGACCGCUGGAACUCCUCGGACGGAGCAAGUGGACUGUGUUACCCAACUUCAGAUGGUGUCAGUGCGCAUUUUAUGACGUGCGGAGCAUUUACGAUGGCUAUUUACCUCGAUUCGCGCUGGUGUGCGGGAUUCGUGUGCAAAAGCAAUUAACCAAGAAAACUUCAUUGUUCC